AGCAGUUCCUGUAUUGGAGUUCGCAGUUGCAGACGACAAGUUGAAGUUACAAGAUGACCUUUAAUGCAUUUAACGAUUAUUUGGGCUUACCAAUGCUGAGAAGUAUGACACCAGAUGAGGUGGGCCAAGAAGAGUCGCCCAUACCCGAGUUUGACUCCCGAAGUAACCAAAAUAGCUUCUGUUUUCAAGGACAAAGUCGACCUUUGCUUGGGCGACGAAUAGCGAAUGAGAAAACAGACGUCAACUGCCAGUUUGUCACAAAUCGUAUCGCCCUUGCUUCCAUCAGAGAUCACAACAGUCUGGAUUUUCAAAGGAACAACCCCCUGCCAUAUCCUGUAACUCGUACACCAGGUUCCCGCCUCCAGAAUCGUGGUUUGUUGUUUUCAAAUCUGAGAGAAGCGCCAAAUGGACUCCAAAUCAACCAUGGGUCCGGUGGAAUUCCAAUUACCAACCGGGAUAGUGAUAGAAGGGCAAGAGCCAACAACAGUGGUUCCCGUGAUCAACCAUUACUCUAUAGCACCGGUUUCUAUGGACCAGAUGUUAUGGACACCAGUCGAAAUGACAACGAGCUUGACGAGCUAGCUAGCAACAUGUCAAUCAGCCCACCCACUGGAUCUCAACAUGGGUACCGACAAUAUUCCACUGGCAUGAACGGCAAUAAGGAUUGGUUGAAUCAGUAUGUGCUUCUCAUGAGGCAGCUUCAGAUAGAGAACAUCUUUCCAAACCUGCAGGGACGUGGAGAAAGAUACUGCAGAAACAGGCUUUCCGAGGAGGGCAUCUUUUGUGCUUUCUGCAAGAACAACAAGGAGCGAAAGGAGUUCUAUACAACCCAUAUUGUGAAGGACAGCUGGGGGAAGGUGAUCUGUCCCAUUCUGAGGAAGUACACAUGCACUGUGUGUGGCGCUACAGGGGACUAUGCACACACACUGAGACAUUGUCCUGUCCGCGCUAGAAUGGACCUGCAAUGAGGGGUUGUCUAGGCCAUGUAAGAUUGGGGAUGCGGUCAACCGGGACUGACUGACGAAGAUUGAACAUAAAUAUUCACAUCAUCUGUAGAUUCUCUUCUAUGUGAACAGUUGUUGAUGUCUUAGACCUCUAGUAAUUUUAUUCAAUUCUUCUCUGUGUUUUUAAUUGGUUUUAAGGAGUUUAAAAAAAAAGAAGAAAAAAGCUAUAUACAUGUA
Messenger RNA from Dreissena polymorpha, 1181 nucleotides. RefSeq lists its product as uncharacterized. Lineage: Eukaryota; Metazoa; Mollusca; Bivalvia; Myida; Dreissenidae. The transcript is spliced from 3 exons. Gene Ontology annotation, biological process: negative regulation of translation; oogenesis. The record is from RefSeq and is a predicted model, not a curated record. Gene Ontology annotation, cellular component: perinuclear region of cytoplasm. Gene Ontology annotation, molecular function: zinc ion binding; mRNA binding. The coding region runs from base 54 to 968 and encodes 304 amino acids.